Amborella trichopoda is the source of this 3547-nucleotide messenger RNA. RefSeq names its product RNA helicase, ATP-dependent, SK12/DOB1 protein (gene HEN2). Gene Ontology annotation, cellular component: nucleus. Gene Ontology annotation, biological process: maturation of 5.8S rRNA; RNA catabolic process. The record is from RefSeq and is a predicted model, not a curated record. NCBI's taxonomy places the organism in Eukaryota, Viridiplantae, Streptophyta, Magnoliopsida, Amborellales, Amborellaceae. Gene Ontology annotation, molecular function: ATP binding; RNA binding; RNA helicase activity.
UUGCAUUCUGAGUGAAAAAUCUGUCGUCCUGCGGUUAGUAUGACGAAACCCUAAGAAAGCUAUUUUUUUUUGGAAGUUCAGCAGGGAGACCAACCCUAAUUUCGCCGUCUCAGUUGCAGUCUCUCUCUCUUAAUUCUUCAGCUUCAGCUCAGUUGGCAAAAACACUUUUUACUCAUUGAAAAAUUCCAGUUCUCUCUCUCUCUCUCAUGGAGGAAUCUCCAAUACCUGGAAAACGAAAAGCAGAGGAUGAUCCUGAAGCCCCCAAAAGCGAAACUGAAUCAGACCCAAAGCGCAGAAACAUUUCACGUUCAUGUGUCCAUGAAGUUGCAGUCCCUUCUGGUUACUCUUCGACCACAGAUGAAUCCAUUCAUGGGACCCUCUCUAGCCCCUUUUUCAAAGGGGAAAUGGCAAAGACCUACCCAUUUACCCUAGACCCAUUUCAACAAGUAUCCAUUGCCUGUUUAGAGAGAAAUGAAUCAGUUUUAGUUUCAGCUCACACAUCAGCUGGUAAAACAGCAAUUGCAGAGUAUGCGAUUGCCAUGGCAUUUAGAGAGAGACAAAGGGUUAUUUAUACUUCUCCAUUAAAGGCAUUGAGUAACCAAAAGUACAGAGAACUAGCCCAAGAGUUCUCUGAUGUUGGGUUGAUGACUGGAGAUGUCACCCUCUCACCCAAUGCCAGUUGUUUGGUUAUGACCACUGAAAUUCUAAGGGGAAUGCUUUAUCGGGGUUCCGAGGUUUUAAAGGAAGUGGCUUGGGUUAUUUUUGAUGAAAUUCACUAUAUGAAGGAUAGAGAGAGGGGGGUGGUUUGGGAAGAGAGUAUAAUAUUUCUUCCUCCUGCUAUAAAGAUGGUUUUUCUAUCAGCUACCAUGUCUAAUGCCACUGAGUUUGCAGAGUGGAUAUGUAAGCUACAUAAGCAGCCUUGCCAUGUGGUUUACACUGAUUUUAGGCCCACCCCACUUCAACAUUACGUGUUUCCUAUGGGUGGGUCGGGUCUUUAUCUCAUUGUUGAUGAGAAAGAACAGUUUAAGGAAGAUAAUUAUUUGAAAUUGCAAGAUACUUUUGCGAAGAAGAAGACAGUAGCUGACGGUAACAACAACUGGAAAGGUGGAGGGAGGAUAGCUAAAGGGGGCUCAGCUUCAGGGGAUUCUGACAUCUAUAAGAUUGUGAAGGGACCAUGGUGCAUAUGCAUAUUAUUUGUAGUUGACUUCGCAAUGAUACUUUUUUCUCAGAUGAUCAUGGAGCGCAAAUUUCAGCCAGUAAUUAUUUUCAGUUUUAGUCGAAGAGAAUGUGAGCAACAUGCUUUGGCUAUGUCCAAACUUGAUUUUAACAGCCAAGAGGAUAAGGAUGUUGUGGAACAAGUUUUUAGAAAUGCAAUACAAUGCCUUAGUGAGGAGGAUAGAAGUUUACCUGCAAUUGAACUCAUGUUGCCACUUCUCCAACGAGGCAUUGCGGUGCAUCACUCAGGUCUUCUUCCUAUAAUUAAAGAAUUGGUGGAGCUUCUCUUUCAAGAGGGACUUGUGAAAGCUCUUUUUGCUACGGAGACUUUUGCCAUGGGUUUGAACAUGCCUGCGAAAACUGUUGUCUUCACAUCGGUCAAGAAAUGGGAUGGUGAUAGUCAUCGAUAUAUUGGUUCUGGUGAAUAUAUACAGAUGAGUGGCAGAGCUGGACGUCGUGGGAAGGAUGAACGUGGUAUUUGUAUCAUCAUGAUCGAUGAGCAGAUGGAAAUGAAUACUCUCAAAGACAUGGUUCUUGGAAAGCCUGCACCUCUAGUCAGUACUUUCAGGCUGAGUUACUACUCUAUUCUGAACUUAAUGAGCCGUGCUGAGGGUCAAUUUACUGCUGAGCAUGUGAUCAAGAACUCCUUUCACCAGUUUCAGUAUGAGAAGACAUUGCCAGAUAUUGGACAAAGAGUUUCCAGCCUGGAGAAAGAAGCUAGUAUGCUUGAUGAAUCUGGGGAGGCUGAUGUAGCAGAGUACCAUAAGCUGAGACUAGAUAUUGCUCAACUUGAGAAGAAGAUGAUGUUGGAAAUAACUAGACCUGAAAGGGUUCUAUGUUUUCUUCUUCCUGGUAGGCUGAUUAAGGUUAGAGAUGGUGGAACUGAUUGGGGAUGGUGUGUGGUAGUUAAUGUGGUAAAAAAGCCACCUGUGUCAUCAGCAUCGGUGCCUUCUGCACUAGCCUCUAUGCGCUCCACUAGUUAUAUAGUGGACACUUUGCUACAUUGUGCUUCUGGUUUAAGUGCUAAUGGUUCUCGCCCAAAGCCGUUACCUCCUAGUCCUGGAGAAAAGGGUGAAAUGCACGUGGUUCCUGUCCAAUUGGGUUUAGUUUGUGCUUUGAGCUCCAUUAGAGUAUCUAUCCCCUCUGAUCUUCGACCAAUAGAGGCAAGACAAAGUAUAUUGUUGGCAGUGCAGGAGCUGGGAACACGAUUUCCCAAAGGCCUUCCUAAGCUUGAUCCGAUUAAGGAUAUGGGCAUACAGGACCCAGAGUUUGUUGAAUUGGUCAACAAAAUUGAGGGACUAGAACAGAAGUUAGUUGCUCAUCCGCUUCAUAAGUCCAUUCAAGACGAGAAACAUUUCAAGACUUUCCAAAGGAAAGCACAGGUGAAUCAUGAGAUUCAGCAACUCAAAUCUAAGAUGCGGGAUUCGCAGAUCCAAAAAUUCAGAGAUGAGUUGAGAAAUCGUGCACGGGUGUUAAAGAGGCUUGGCCAUAUUGAUGCUGAUGGUGUUGUUCAACUGAAGGGUCGGGCUGCCUGCUUGAUAGAUACUGGUGAUGAACUGCUUGUUACCGAGCUAAUGUUCAAUGGUACAUUUAACGAACUUGACCAUCAUCAAGUUGUGGCUUUGGCCAGCUGCUUCAUUCCUGGGGAUAAAUCUAGUGAGCAGAUACAUUUGAGAACUGAGCUUGCAAAGCCAUUACAACAGCUUCAAGACAGCGCAAGAAGAAUUGCUGAGAUUCAACGUGAAUGCAAGUUGGAAGUGAACGUGGACGAGUACGUGGAAUCAACUGUACGGCCAUAUUUGAUGGAUGUUAUCUACUGUUGGUCCAUGGGUGCAACUUUUUCCGAGGUGAUUGAAAUGACUGAUAUUUUUGAGGGGAGCAUUAUCAGAUUGGCGAGGAGAUUGGAUGAGUUUUUGAACCAGUUGAAAGAUGCAGCUCAUGCUGUGGGGGAGGUGGACCUAGAGAACAAGUUUGCAGCUGGUAGCCAAAGCCUUAGGCGUGGCAUCAUCUUUGCCAACUCUCUUUACCUGUAAGGUGUUUCCAGUCUGUGUGUGACAGACACAUGAGUUGUUUUGCUCUCUCUAAGGAAGUGAAGCAGAAAAAAGGAUGGGAAAAAAAAUAGGUGAGGUUGGAUUCUUUUUUUUUGGGGGGGGAAAGGGGGGGGGGUUUGGGUUUUCUGGGUGUCAAACAAUGGUGUAUUUGUGACUAGGUCAAACAAUGGUGUAUAUGUGACUAGGCUAAAGCUCGAGUUAACCAAGAUGUCAAAAUGAACCAAUGGGAAGUGGCCCUGAGCUCGAAAAAUAUAAAAGCUCAAGUUCUUAUUUUCUCCUUU